This is a messenger RNA of Coniophora puteana RWD-64-598 SS2, 2752 nucleotides long. RefSeq lists its product as uncharacterized. Gene Ontology annotation, molecular function: phosphatidylinositol-4,5-bisphosphate binding. Lineage: Eukaryota; Fungi; Basidiomycota; Agaricomycetes; Boletales; Coniophoraceae. Gene Ontology annotation, cellular component: TORC2 complex; cytoplasm; plasma membrane. Gene Ontology annotation, biological process: TORC2 signaling. The record is from RefSeq and is a predicted model, not a curated record. The transcript has 8 exons. Bases 24 to 2651 code for a protein of 875 amino acids.
CUUCCAUCUCGUCCGCAACAUCCAUGUCGCUCAUAAGCGAUACGGGCUACCUUGUACACAAUCUCCGCCUCUCCUACCUUCGUCAUGUCGACGACCCUGCCGGUGGCAGAAUAAUCUCAUUUAACACAUCCUAUGUCUCCAACCCAUAUAUCCGCACGGCAUCCAUGCAUGAUCCUCAACGAUGGCCGGAGCUGGAAUACCCAUCCAGCCCGCAAGCUUCGGACGAUGAAGACGAAGGCCCUGCCAAGAGAGCUCCCCAGCGCAAUGCGCGCUUCGGUGGUGCAACGGGUCUCCGACACACCCAGACGAUCAUGGGCAGACGCUCUGGCGGGAUGGGUAUGAACGUUAACGCCAAUCGCACAUCGACAUCCAAGCGCGCCUCUCGCAUACUGGCCGCACAGCAGGCGCAAGCUGACGUGGAGGACGACAGUAGUUCACAAGCGCCCACCGCGCGCCCGAGCAUCGAUGACUCUCAGCAGCGGCCCAUCAACGGCAAUGCAGAAUCGGCAUCUCAGACUGCUGCUGGAAAUGCCUCAACAACUGGAGAGCAAGCCCCAGCGCCGCCGCCGAGGCCAGUUCAAGUCCAAUUCAUACCCAAGUUUAAGGGUGCAGCCGAGAUGGAACGUCGACGCAUGGCCCGCAUGCGACUCAGGAGAGGGCCUAUCCCUGUCGACGACAAGCCUCAGGUCGUAGUUACGGGCAAUCUCAAUCCAGAGGACAGCUCGUCCUCGGAGGAACCAGAGGUCAUGUCAUCUAGUGAUAGCAUCGACAGUGACUUCGACAUUGUGAACCCCCCUGAGAAUGGCAUGGAUGACGGAGAUGAAUUCGACCCCGACUUUGCUGCGACUCGAACGCCUGGUGGACUCUCUGAUACAGCUUCAGAUAUGGGCUCCCUUCUCUCCGGAACCGCGCCUGCAACCUCUCCCUCUAUUCCCCCUGAUUCCCCCCAUACCCACCGCCGUACUCGCUCCCGCUUAAGUCCUGUCUCAGAAAGUAGCGCCCCCAAUGGCCGCCCCAACCGCGAGGAGGGCACCUCCCCUUCAUCAGACUACUUUGAAGUUGUCCGCCCGCCUAAUACCAGGCCCGAUCCUGCCAUUCACGUUACUGCCCCUAGUGCCAACAGGCGCACGUCGAGUUUGCGUCCGCGUGGCGUGUCUAUCCUACAAGGCAUCGGAAGACCUAAUGGUACUGUGGAGGGCGACGAGGGAUCGCCUUCUGACCUGACCUUCGCUCGGCGCCCUGUUCCCUCCGCAUUGUCCAAGAAGUCGGCGCUUAGCGCUGCCCUUGUUUCUAGCGGUGGUUCGACGAAUCCGUUCAGCGAGCUGUACGCAAGCAUUUCGGGAAGGGGUGAGACCGCAUGCAUGGACGUUACCGUGUUCUUCCCGCACGCGACCAAGCCUGCGGGCCGCCCGAUGAACCUAAGCGUCCGCAAAGAUGCGACAGUAGAAGAAGCCGUCGGCUUUGCUCUGUGGAAUUACUGGGAGGAGGGAUGGCUACCCAAACUCGAUGAGGACCUGAAGGACGAGGAUGACAGUCCCUAUCUGAAGGCGAUGGGGUGGGUUAUGCGUAUUGCGGAAGACGAUGGAGAGGUGGACGAGGAUUUUCCUCCUCCCGACCGGACUGGCAAGAUCUCUAAAUUUAACAUGGACGCGUAUGCUGUUCUCCGUGCCACAGCCACACAAAUCAGGCAGAACCAGGAACUCGAAACGAUGAUCGCUCGACGCCCCUCCCGCGUUAUCGCAGCUCCACGCAGGCCCUCUGAGAACACGGCCGCCAAUGUGCAUCCUGCCCCUCCCGGCGUUGGCGGUGGUGCACUCACCCUUCCUAACUUCGCCGGCUUAGGUGCAAUCUCUGCACACGGUAGCACACCUAUUCUCUCGUCCUCACUCGGUCCGUCGUCAAGCCAUGGUCCGCAGGUGUUCUUGCGUAUCCAGGUUGCCGAGAAUGCCGAUGCCGCGUUCAGGUCUACGACCAUCGAAGUAUCGGCAGGGAUGUACAUGCAAGAGUCGCUCGAGCUGGUUUGCAAGCGACGCGAACUGAACCCUAAGGACUAUGCGCUCCUACUCAAAGACCCAGUCAUUCUUAUCCCUCUUGACCGUACCGUUGCCUCCCUCCAGGGCAAGCGCGACCUCACGCUCGUGAAGCGCUCGAUGCUGCCUUCGCUUGGGAUUGAGCCAGAAAGCAAGACAACCCGUGGUAUUGAUCCUAAUGCUUCGAUUCUGAAGCGGGCGUCGGACGUGCCAGAAAUACAGCUGAGUGCGAUGAUGGACUACACGAACGCAUACAAGAAAUAUACCAUCUACCGCAAAAUGCCUAUGCUCGCUCGUCAAGAACGUACCCUCGCGAUCGACGGGGAGUAUGUCCAUAUUAUGCCGUCAGCGAACAACGCCAACAAAGCACGCGUGGUGUUUGACUCUGGAAAGACCAUUUCGUUCCACAUCAAGUCGAUCGUUGAGUGCCAGCAGUCCACCAAGAGCUCGGUGCUAUUCAAGAUCAUUAUUCCACGUGAGACACGCAAUAAGCGGUAUGAUUUCGAGGCAGACACACCGCGUCUAGCGAGCGAGAUUGUGCAGACAAUCAGACAGCUAAAAACAUCACUUGAACGUGCUGGGGCCAACAAGAGUACGAGGAGGAGCCGGCACGUUGUAUGAGAUUAUGAGAUACUCGCAUAGGAUACUGUACUUUUACACAGCCCUUACAACUGAAAGUUUGUGAGAUGGCGUGGAAAAUCAAAUACUACUGUAGUUUUUCG